Molecule: messenger RNA, 1649 nt
Organism: Ipomoea nil (Japanese morning glory)
Lineage: Eukaryota; Viridiplantae; Streptophyta; Magnoliopsida; Solanales; Convolvulaceae
Exons: 10
Coding region: 20-1489 (489 amino acids)
Biological process (GO): mRNA splicing, via spliceosome
Cellular component (GO): nucleus
Molecular function (GO): RNA binding
Source: RefSeq, a predicted model, not a curated record
AAUCUUAAAAAUACCACACAUGAUGAGCGGAUACAAGAAAAAACCAGAGCAGGACGAGAAUGGCAGAAAUAGUCGAGAAUCGGUGUCGCAAGAGGCACACCAAACCAAUGACAGCUUUGUGUGGGAUGUAAAUACUCAGCUCUACUAUCACUCCAACACUGGGUUUUACCAUGAUCCUCAAGCGGGAUGGUAUUACAGUAGUAGAGAUGGCCUUUAUUACAAAUUUGAAAACGGGAACUAUGUUUUGCUAGAGUCUGAUCAGGGUGAUGAGUCACAGAGGAAUUGUAAUGCCAUCCAAGAUGAGCAGUGUGAGUAUGUCAAUAUUCACGUGGAAGAGGAGUUUGCUUCAGUAGGUGAAUUCUAUUCUAAAACAGCAGGAACUAUUUCUAAUGGAAAUUCUGAGGCAUACCAUACAGGCGGAGUUGGCAAUGAGCUGCCAGGAAAUCCACCACCUUCGGAAUGGCUUGAAGAUACUCUGAUUGAUCUUUAUCUAUCAAAUUAUCCCAAUCAUUCAAUGCAUGUGGAAAGUAAUGACUUAGAUGGCUCAAAUGUAUCAGCAACUGGUGCAGGGAAUGAUGAUAUAUAUGAACUUGAGGAAGGUGAAUGGAUCCCAGAUGACCAUUUAGUUUCAUCUUGUUCAAAUGAAAAUUUGUUGGAUGAAGGUACUUCUUUAGAGGAAGAACACUGGCAAGCUCAGUAUGGUCAAGUUACACGACCAGAUGAAGAUUCAUUAUCUAAUAUUCAAGCGAUCAAUUUGUGGGAUUGGUCACUGGUAAAAGGGAGCAGGAAAGAGAAAAAACAUAAGGUGACCAGACUUGUUGGACGAUUAGUAAAAAGCUCUGCUAAGCUGCAUCCGUCAAUGCCUUCCAGUGGCAGUCUUCUGAGAACUGCUCCAGUAUGUGAAGCUCAUCUUGAUCUGGUACGAGUUAAAUCAGGCAAGGUGUAUAGGCUGCGGAAUCCCAGCUCACAAUACCUGGCUUCUGUAUCUACUUAUGAUUCCUCAAACCCAACAAAAGACUGGGGCUUUCCUCAAAUGUUAAUGUAUGGGUUAGUCGAGGCAGAUACUACAUCUGGUCAGGGAUAUGAAUCCAGAGGGCUUGUUAGUCAGAAGGAUUUCUCUUUGUCAUGUGACCAGAUUAGUGUAUUUGAAAAGACCAGAGGCCAUGUAUAUAGAGAUAGAGCUGCAGAGAGGCGAGCAUUGCAUAAUGGGAUUGGUGUUGGUCCAGGACAAAAGAACAUAUUUGAUUCUCCUGAUUCUGGUCCAUCCACUUCCACAUCAGCUGGUGGAGCGGAAGCAAUGGCUGAAUCCUUGAACACAUCAUUUGGAGCAGGCAGUUAUGCCAGAAGAAUUCUAGAAAGCAUGGGCUGGAAAGAGGGAGAGGCACUUGGUAGCAGCAACAAGGGAUUGAUUGAACCAUUACAAGCAACUAGACGUACAGGAAACGCUGGGUUGGGAUGGAAUCAGAGCAGAGGAAAAUAUUCUUUAUGAAGUGCUAUCUGACAAUAACACACUGUUUUUGUUAGCUCGACAAAAGCUAGAAAACAAAUUGGAAAGUGAAAUAGUGGACCCGAUCUUCUGAUAUAACAAAUAUGAGUACUUUAUGUUUGAAAUAUUUUUCAAGCUACCAUUAAAAUACUUGAGUUAUUAU